Molecule: messenger RNA, 1568 nt
Organism: Maylandia zebra (zebra mbuna)
Lineage: Eukaryota; Metazoa; Chordata; Actinopteri; Cichliformes; Cichlidae
Gene: rasd4
Product: rasd family member 4
Molecular function (GO): GTP binding; GTPase activity
Source: RefSeq, a predicted model, not a curated record
AUCAUUGCCAUCAAAACACCUUCCAGGCUAAGGAUCCACAGCCAAAGAGGAGAAGAAUAGAGGGGUGAAAAAAGGCAAAUUCUUCCUGUUACACGAAGAAGCACAUCAAGAUGUCUAUUGAAGUGAAAGAGAAGACAGAGGUGCGUCUGGUGUUUUUGGGAGCAGGUGGAGUGGGAAAGACAGCCCUCAUCCAACGUUUCCUCAAAGAUACCUUUGAGCCAAAGCAUCGGCGUACAGUGGAGGAGCUCCACAGGAAAGAAUAUGAGGUGGGGGGUGUCAAAGUCACUAUCAACAUCAUGGACACCAGUGGCAGCUACUCCUUCCCUGCCAUGCGCAGGCUCUCCAUCCAGAACAGUGAUGCCUUUGCUCUGGUCUACGCUGUGGAUGACCCUGACUCUCUGGAGGCAGUCAAGAGUCUGCGGGAUGAGAUCCUAGAUAUCAAAGAGGACAAGUACACACCGAUUGUGGUGAUAGGGAACAAGAUUGAUCGUAACAAUGAGCGACAGGUGUCCAGCGAGGACGUGGAGUCCACUGUGGAGUUGGACUGGAACCACAGCUUCUUGGAGUCUUCAGCCAAAGACAACAUCAAUGUCCUGGAAGCUUUCAGGGAGCUGCUCCAGCAGGCCAAUCUUCCUAGUCGGCUCAGUCCAGCACUGUGCCGGAGGCGGGAAACCUUCCCCAAAGACAGCAACAAACGACCUCCUAUGAACAAAACCAACAGCUGCCUCCUCUCAUAGCGAUAUUGAGAUGCACAAAGGACAAAGUGAGACUGGGGGGCAGAAAACUGUUGUAAAUAGAUUUAAAGUUCCUUGUUUGCAAGGGUCAGAUUUGGACAGAAGCAAAACAAGAAAUGCUGUUAUACAUCUUAAGCUUCAUGUGAGACACUGAGUCAGUAAAAUAUUUGUCCAUCAGUCUUGUAAGCACUGCAGUUAGCCCCACAGAGGCACUGACAGCACAGAGAUGCUGCAGCGAGGACCGACAUGUGAUGAUGUAAACAAAUACGACCUUAAAGACAGUGUGGAAUGUGGCUGAGCUCGAAAAUACUUACUGUGAAUGUUAAAAAUGUAAGAUAUGGUGACAGUGCAGAGCUCAUUUUACAUACAAAUAUAUGAUAAUGUUUGAUUUGGGGCCUUUAUGUUACUGCUGUUUAAAAAAAAGUGCAAUAACUGUGAAACCAUAUAAAUGCAAAAGUGUUUUUGUGUCUGCAUAUGUCAGUUUUAUGAAUCAAGUGAACAACUAAGGACAAAUUUAAACUUUUUUUCUUGUGAAUGCUUGUGCAACCUGUUCUACAGCUCUUAGAAGAUUGUUUGCAAAACAGCUAACAUUUAAAUACACAGAGCACAUUCACUGCUGGUUCUCUCUACUUUGAUGUUUAUUUAUGUGAGUUUGUCUUAAAGAAUAGCUGACAGAAGUGCAUUGCAAAUCUGAGCAUAAAGGGGUUUUUUUGUUUUUCUUUUCUUAUUAAUGUGGUAUUUUCUAUUUAUUGUGACACCACAAAGAGCCACAAAGGCAUGUUCGAUGUAUUUAUUCAGUGCUUAUUUCAAGUUAAAUAAAAGAUUUGAAUUUAA